Messenger RNA from Lagopus leucura (white-tailed ptarmigan), 1476 nucleotides. It is a transcript of the gene DNAAF11, whose product is annotated as dynein axonemal assembly factor 11. The transcript is spliced from 12 exons. Gene Ontology annotation, cellular component: cytoplasm. Lineage: Eukaryota; Metazoa; Chordata; Aves; Galliformes; Phasianidae. Gene Ontology annotation, biological process: outer dynein arm assembly. The record is from RefSeq and is a predicted model, not a curated record. Gene Ontology annotation, molecular function: protein binding. The coding region runs from base 21 to 1415 and encodes 464 amino acids.
UGCGGGAGCUGCGGGCAGCCAUGGUGCGGAUCACUGAAGAUCUUGUUAGAAGACGUGCAGAACAUAAUAACUGUGAAAUUUUUUCACUGGAAGAAAUCUCUUUACAUCAGCAAGAAAUAGAAAAAUUAGAAUACCUUGACAAAUGGUGUCGGGAUUUGAAAAUUCUCUAUCUUCAGAAUAACCUAAUUCCAAAAAUUGAAAAUGUGGGCAGGUUAAAGAAGUUAGAAUAUUUAAAUGUUGCAUUGAACAAUAUUGAAAGAAUUGAAAAUUUGGAAGGCUGUGAAGAACUGAAGAAGCUUGACUUGACAGCAAAUUUCAUUGGUGAACUGUCCAGUGUCGAAACCCUAAAAUAUAACAUACAUUUGAAGGAACUGUUUCUAGUGGGUAACCCAUGCACUGAAUUUGAAGGUUAUAGACAAUUUGUGGUGGCAACACUUCAUCAAUUAAAAUAUUUGGAUAGUAAAGAAAUAGAACGUUCGGAGAGAAUUCAAGCACUUCAAUACUAUCCAGAAGUGAAACAGAAAAUCAGAGAACAGGAACAAGCUUACCUUCUCAAAAGAGCCAAAGAAAAAGAAGAGGCUCAAAGAAAGAUGCAUGAAAGAAAGGAUAGGAAAGAAAAACAAAUGGAAGCUGAGCUUGGACUUGACAGCCCAGACUCCCUACAAUACAAAGAAAAUUAUCAGACAGAAGGAGAACAACAAAUGUGGAGAACAGCUGAAGAUGAUGAAGAAGACAGAAGAUUUUGGGAGGAGCCAACACCAUAUACUCCAGAAUCUAGAUUAGAAACUCACAGAUAUAUUGAAGAAAAAAGGAAAGCUAGAGACAGUAUAAGAGGGUCAAAAACAAGAGAGAAGCCUCUUCCAAAAUUGGUCACUGCAGAAGGAAAAGUUCUGAAUGUCAAUAUGCCUAAGCUUCAUUUCUCUUUGAAAGAUGAUGAAGAAAACAAUCAGUUCAUCUUGGAUCUUGCUGUUUACAGACAUCUGGACACUUCUCUGCUUGAUAUCGAUGUCCAGCCAACUUACAUACGAGUACUGGUGAAAGGAAAGACAUUCCAACUAGUGCUCCCUGAGGAAGUCAAGCCAGAUAGCAGCUCUGCUAAAAGAUCACAAACAACUGGUCAUUUAGUUGUCAGCAUGCCAAAGGUUAAAGAAAUAAUCCUGGCUAAGCAAAAAUCAUCAACUUCAGUCAAACCAUCUGACAGCAACACGAUGUACAGAAAAAGUACAAGAAGCAAACCAGUUGAGAAAUUAGAAGUGGAUCCUGACAAGUAUUCAUUCCCAGAUGUGACAAAGAUAAUCCCAGAAAAGGAACAAAUUGGACGAGGACCUAUUAAGCUACAGCCAGAGAAGAUUACAGAGACAGUGAAAAGCAAUGUUGAUUUUGAAAAUAAUGAAGAAGUACCUCCCUUAAUUUGAAAGAUUCUUUAUUAGUCUCUCUGUUUGUAGUCUGUAUACCUGAGUUGUUUUCAUGAUCUGA